CAGUGGUACCAGAACUACUCGCUCUGCGAGACUUGCCACCGGCAGAGGGGCCACAGCCAGCUGUGCCUGCUCUGUGGGAAGACGAGUCAAGAGGAUGCUGUCAUGCUGCUCUGCCAGCUCUGUCAGAGGUGGGUGCACAGGGGCUGCGACGCGACCAUGGCUGGGGCGCGACGUGGGCAUGUGGACAACCAGCUGGAGGAGGAGUACGCAUGUCCUGGCUGCUUUGGACCCGGCCAGGGAACAGCACACCACCCCAUGGACAUCAACCCCCUCGCAACGACUCCUCGAAGUCGGGAGCCGUUGAUCUGGACGUCUCGUCUAAAGCGGAUCCCUCUGAAGUUACAGAGCAGAGUGCAGAAAAGGAACGGAAGGAUGUCUCCACUCGGGGUUCUGCAAAGCCACAGGAAAGGGAGCAGGUCAACACCAGGACUACCCCAGAGAACCAGGCUAAUCCGGAGUCAAAUGCCGCCUCACACAAUAACGAUGGAACUAAGCAUAACGAGUCUGUGUUGGAGAGGCUCCGAUUAGAUGAGGAGCCGUGUCCGGAUCAGCAGCCAUGUCCAGAUGAGCAGCCGUGUCCAGAUGAGCAUCCAGCCCAGCCUGUGGAGCAUGCCCUCCCAGCAGAAGCACUGUCGACUCCAGAAGACACACAGAAAUUGAACCCCCCCUCAGACCCAUCAUUACCGGGCAGCGGAAGCAAACCCGAGGAAAAAGAACCUCCGCAAGCGAAGGUAGAGAAACACUCUUUGCGGGAAUCCUGCAAAGAUGAGAAACCCCCUGCAGAGAAUGAGCCUCGUGCAGAGCACUCGGCAGUGAAUGCCGAGUGUCCUGCGGAAGUUAAGACGGAUGAAGAAUCUCUGAUGGAGAAAGCGAAAGAUGUUUUGGAGGUGAACAUGGCAGAAGAGCCUCAGCAGGAUGACAGUACAGAUCAAGAAGUUCCCGUACAGAGUGUAGAGGACAAUAUCGUGGAGACCCAGCAAGAGAUGCCACAGCCCAUGGAGGUGGAUGUUGCGGCACCGGAUUCUCAGCCAAUUCCAACUGCUGAACCAGACGGGCAUGCAGACCCAUAUUGCUUAAAGGAUGGCAUUAAACUGGAGAAGGAUUACUGCGAUCAACCCGCCACAGAAAGUUACACUGAAACGGACAAGCUGCUUCUGUCAAAAACAGAAGCUGUCCAAACAGCCAAACUUUCUGUCAAUGCAGCCAGUCCUCCCAACAUGGUCGAUGUGAACAUGGAGACCGAGGAACCAACGGCACCGGAUGUUGGGGCCCUCAAAAUUGAUGGAGAGCAGAUGUCCUCAUUAAAUGUUGGCACUCCUCCUGCACAUGAACUGAAGCCUAAAUCCAAGCCAGAGAAUGUGCAGGUGGAUCCGGACGGGUUCUCGGAUCUGGUGGAUGGCAGCAGGUGCGCCGGCUUUGACUCGCCUAUGAUGGCGGAUUCCAGCUUUGCAACAGAAGGGCAGGACUUCUCCAUGCUCUCUGAUCCAAGCCUGACGCUGGAAGAAGAUUCCUUGAGCCCCGAGUUCUUCCUCGACUCUUGCAGCUCGGAUGUGCCUUACUACGCGGCCGCGCUCACGCCGCCCACGCAUGGCAUGGGCAAACCCAUGAUGGGCAAGCGUAGAUUCUCCCCAGGAAGGCCCAGGGUCCGGCAGGCUGCUGAUGCAUGUGUCCUCGCCAUGCAGGGCCGUGGAGGUGGAUUUCCGGGUAAGCGGCGGCCUCGUGGUGCCGGGAGUUCGGGGAGGGGUGGUCGGGGUCGCUCGCGCAUCAAGACGAGCUGCAGCCCCAUCAUCGUGCCCGGACUGCCAGUGCCAGAAGAAUCGCCAACCAAAGAGGAUGAGGAGGAGAACACGAUGCAUAAUACCCUGGUGCUCUUCUCGAAAGAAGACAAGUACACUCUCUUGCAGGACAUGUGUGUUGUAUGUGGAAGCUUUGGAUUGGGAGCUGAGGGUCGCCUACUUGCCUGCUCACAGUGCGGACAGUGUUACCAUCCUUACUGUGUCAGUGUUAAAAUAACAAAGGUGGUGCUGAGCAAGGGCUGGCGCUGCCUGGAGUGCACUGUGUGUGAGCUCUGUGGCAAAGCCUCUGACCCCGGCCGCCUCCUGCUCUGUGACGACUGCGACAUCAGCUACCACACGUACUGCUUGGAGCCGCCACUGCACACCGUGCCCAAAGGUGGCUGGAAAUGCAAGUGGUGUGUGAAUUGUGUAAACUGUGGAGCCACAUCGCCGGGCUUCAAGUGCGAUUGGCAGAGCAACUACACGCAGUGCGGGCCAUGUGCCAGCCUGCUCGCGUGCCCCAGCUGCAGCGAGGCGUACCAGGACAAUGAGCUCGUUAUCCAGUGUCGCCAGUGCGAGAGGUGGGUACAUGCCAGCUGUGAGAACCUGCUCUUGGAAGAUGCGGUGGAGGAGGCUGCAGACCAAGGCUUCGACUGCUCCGCGUGCCGGCCGUUUGUUACCGUGCCUCAAGUUCCUGCCUCAAGCGAUGAAGAGUCUCAGGAAAAUGAACCCGUGACUCCUAUUGUACCGUGCAUCAAAAUCAAGGAGCCAGAGCCGCCCAAGGUGUACUCACGAGACGGCGUGUACCUGACGGAGACGGGACUGACGCAGCUGCAGAGCCUGCUUGUGCCGCCCGUGCCGCGCAAGCAGCGCCGGCCCAAGCUGCGCCUCAAGCUGCCUGGGCAGCCCGACCUCGUGACGGAGCUGCAGAGCCCCAUUGAGCUGCAUCCCCAGAGCAACCCUCUGGAGCAGGAGCCACUGCCUGAUGACAUCAAGGGUGAGGCCGAGACCAUGGAGUGCGACAACAAGUCAGAAACGUUCACCAGCCCCGAGCGGGAGACACAGGAGGACAGCGCCGUGCUGUGCAGCAAGGAGGUGGACAGUGUCAAGAAACGCAAGCGCAACCCCUACCGGCCAGGGAUCGGGGGCUUCAUGGUGCGGCACCGUGGGCGUGGGGGCGCCAUGCGGGGAAGAGGCGUGUCCCGCCGGGGCACAGGCGGAGCACGUUCUGACUCCCUGACCAGCCCCGUAGCGUCCGACAUCGGGAGGUCUGAUGACGUGACCAGUGAACAUCUCCCCGAGACGCCCAUGGAUGAGAUAACAGCAACUCCGGAGCCAAUUGAGAAGCAGAAGCAGAGGCGCUGGAGGAAGAAAAAGAGUGCCCUGGAGGAUGCUUUUCCCACGUACCUGCAGGAGGCCUUCUUUGGGAAGGGGCUCCUAGACACAAGCAAAGAGAAGCGCUCCAGCCUUGAUCUCUUCUCCGACGAGGAGUCGGCACAGCCAAGCGAGGGCCCUCAGCAGAAACCCACACCCCCUGCGCAGUCGGAGACCCCUGAGGUGGUGGCCAGAGACGAGGCAGGGCCCACGGACGAUGGAACUCCUGUGCAAGCCGAGCGUCUCCGGGAACCCUGCCUCACGUCUACUCCCAUCAGUGCAGGCACGGCCACGGACGACGGAAAGGCGCAGGUGCCCCGAGCAGCUGAGGACCCCCUGGCAGCCCUCUCCGAGGUCCUGUCCAGUGAUGAGAUCCUGGGCAUCCUAUCAGGGGGUCUCAGAAAGUCAUCAGAAACCACAGGUUCCGAUUUAGACUCUUUUCACCUCGUGAACUCGCCUUCUCCGUUCGCCGGUCUGGACUUGGGCUCCAUACCAGAUGAGCAGAGCAGCUCUGCCCAGGGCCCUGCUGCUGCUGCUGCUGCUGCAACGCAGCGUGGCCAACAGCUGCGGGCUGAACCACUCGACAGCCUGCUGGGCACCUCCGACCUAGACCGCAUCGUCACCGAUGAGCUGGCAAAGAUUGAAGCGAAGGAUGUGGCUGACCUUUUUUCCGCAAUCAGCCCAGCAGGGGGAAGUCAACCCCAGCCCCCAGUCCAGAACACUCACGGCAUUCUGGGUGCAGCAAGGAACCUGACAACACUUUCACAGUUUCCCGCACACGGUCGCUCGGAGCCCUCGCCCAUGAUGCCACAGGCUUCUUUCCCAGAGUUUAGUGGUUGCAGGGAAAAGGUGUCUUCGUUCAGCCCCUCUUCCAACCCUGCCAGCCCAUGGAGUGCGGCGGGAGCGCCCCCAGCUGUGGCCGGAGAGGGGGAGGGGGACGGCCUCUCUUACAACCAGCGCAACAUCCUCAAGUGGGAGAAGGACGAGCUGCUGGGCGAGAUGGCGACCACUUCCCCUGUGCUGUAUGCCAACAUCAACUUCCCCAACCUGAAAACCGAGUACCCGGACUGGCCCACAAGAGCCAAACAAAUUGCUAAGCUGUGGCGUAAAGCCAGUGCAAGUGAAAAAGCUCCAUUUCUGCAAAAAGCGCGUGACAACCGUGCCGCGGUGCGGAUCAGCAAGGCGCAGCGGGCAGGCGAGACGCUGCUGCGGAAGCCCCUGGAGCUUGCGGAGCCCGUUGGGGGGGCACAGUCCGAGCAGCACGCCAAGGAGCAGCAGCGGCUCAGAGAGGUAGAGCAGGAGCAGGAUUGGAGGCAGAGGCAGCAACUACGUUUGCAAAGCAAACAGCAAGCAAAGUUGGAAGCGACACAGCGCCUGGAAAUGGCAAAGCAGGAACAGCUUCUGCAGCAACGUCAGCCACAGGGAGGCCAGACGGACAGCCAGGAGACCAGCCCGGCCCGAGGGGGAAAAUUGGAAAUCAAUAUGUCAUCGCCCCCGCAUGGAGGGCAGGAAGGCUCACAGCAACAAUCGAUUGGAAGUCAAAUGCGUGGAGAUGAACAUUCCUCUGCAGGAGGAAAAGUGGAGCCACAGGUGAUCACUGCCAACAGUGGAAGUCGGGGAAAAGUGCUUCCUGAUGGGAUGUUGGAAGGGCAUGCUGGUGCAGGACGACAAAUUGGAGACCAGACCAAAUAUCAGCUCGAAACACAAACGUCAAGUGGCCAGGCAGGAUCAGUAACAGAAGGUCAGCAUCAGGAAAGAAUACCUGCAGCAGAAAAGAAUGGAAUGCUGGGACUGGCAACUUCUUUAUCAGAAACAUCUGCUGAUGGGAGAGUAACACCACAGUUGAAGCACAUGUCCCCAUCUUCAAACAUGUUUGUGAGACCUCAAACUCCUGGAACCCCCACGUCAUUCAGUCAAGGUGAUGUAUUUGUGAAACCACAGGCUCCAGGGCCUUCCAGGCUUUCUUCUCAAGGCUCUCAGUCACCUGCUCAGUCACCAGUGAACUCCAGACCAAAUUCUCCCUUUGAUACGUACUCUAAAAUGCCAGGCACCCCAAGGCCGUCAUCUCACGGUGACAUGCCGGCUGAGCUUUGUCCAAAUUCACCAGAUCCAUUUUUAAGACCAAGGCCUCCUGGUUCAACCAGCAUGGAACCAUGCUCCUCUGGGAAUAUAGGAGUUAUGAGGCAAAGGCACGUUUCUGCAGAUGAUCCUUACAGCAGAAUGCCUGGCACACCACGACCCAUGCAUGCCACUGAUGAUCCAUACAGCAGAAUGCCUGGAACACCACGGCCUAUGCAUGCCGGAGAUGACCCAUACAACCGAGUACCUGUUCCUUCUCGGCCUUGGCCAGGCAGUGAUAAUGCAUAUGGAAGAAUGCCUGGAACGCCAAGACCUCACUCUUCUUCAGACGUGUAUGCAAAGCCAACUGUAAACACUGCUGCUGACCCAUAUGCUAGACAACCACUAACACCAAGACCAAACUCCUUACAAAUGAAAAUUCUGCCUGGUCAAGGAGUCUCGCCAUCUGCCAUUGGCCCAUCUAACCAUGAAGCAAACCAAGUGUUUAAAGCCCCUCUGCCACCUCACAUGGGUCCAUCUACUCCGAGCUCACCUAGAGCAGGUUCCCACGACAGACCCUCCAUGCCCCAACGCACUGUUGAGCAAAGCAUGCAGAUGCCUCCAUCACCAACAAGACAAAUGGCUGGUGAUCCAUAUGCUCAACAGCCACACACACCUAGACCCAUGAUGAUUGAUCCUUAUUCCCAGCCUCCGCUAACACCAAGACCUCCAAACAUUGAGUCAUUUGCUCAUCCACAGCAAGUGUCUCAGUCAACACCCUAUUCUCACCACCAGUCUACAUAUAGAAGUUCUCAUGGCGAGCUAUAUCCUCAGCAAAGGCUUCCUCCAGGACAGACGUCAGGGGAGUCACAGCAGCCAACAUUGUCUUCACCCAAUGACCCUUAUUCCCACCAGCCAGCAACAACUCGUCCAGUGCAAAUUGACCCAUAUUUACAAUCGUCAUCCACACCACAGGUGUCUUCUGCUGCUCAGUAUUCCCAGCGUCAAAACUCAACAAAUCCUCCUGUUUACAGUGGCUACAAUAUUCCUCCGUGUAGCCCCAGGCAUCCUUCAAUUGACCAAUCAAUGAGCUCUCCUCAGCCUUCACAAGCAUCAAACCUUGCACCCAUGCAGUGUAUGCAGCCUUUGCAAGGGCCUCGAAUGAUGGUCAUGGCUCGUUUUCCCAGCCCUGCAUCAAAACCUGGGCCAGAGAUGCCUCAUCACAAGGAUCCCAACCUUCAGCCUGCCGUGAGUGCAGGACAACAGAAUAUAGGAUGCCAGUCUCCCCAGACAUCAGGGUCAGCCACCCCCCAGGGUGAAACCUUUGGCCAGGCUUCUUUAGCCCCAAGGCAGAUGUCAGCAGAAUCCAUAGGACAACCUAAGCCUUUGGGGAGCGGUGGUAUGGGCGAUCACCAGGCAUUGAGCGCGCCGAUGCAACCCCAAGGUCUGGGCUCCUCACACGCUGUGCCCAGCAUUCCAACGUCACAGUUUGGACCUCAGCCCCCCGCGGUGUUGCAGCUCAAGGAGUCCCCAGGAGGCGCAGCUUCAACAGAGCAGCAGAGCAUGGGGGCAGCACCGCAUGAUGCUGAACUGGAAAAGCAGAAGCAGAGACAGAAACUUCGCGAGUUGCUGAUUCGCCAGCAGCAGCAGAGGAAGGCUCUACAUCAGGAGAAGGCAUUACAGGAGCAGAUGGUGGUGGAGGGAGGGAGUAUUCCUCUGAGACACUGGCCUCAGGAUGAUGGGGCUCAUCAGCAUGAGCCACCACACAACAAACCUCCACCACCGUACCCAUCACAAACGCCUUUUGGAGGUCAGAGGAAUUUUUCUGAGUUGGAGGUCGGAAGAUUUCAAUCGCCAGGACUAUCUGGAACACCACCGAGUUCUCUUUCCGAAGUUCACUGCAGACCACAGGUUCCUGGUGAAUUUCAGGGUCUGGAGUUCAGAAAUGCAGGUCCUAGGUUUCAAUUGCACCAACGAAUGCAUGUUCCUGAAAACUAUCCUGGUCAGCCUCCGCACAUGCGAGCUGCGUCCAGUCCUCAGUAUAACAGUCCAGGCUCAUUCCCCCAGCAAUUCCAAGUACACACCAUUCCACCACAUGGCCAUCCACCCAACAGCCCACAGUUCAUUGAGCUGCGACACAAUGCUCCCAUAUAUCGCAUUCGUCCACCUUUCAGUGGAAUACCACAGCAGCAUCGUGCAAUGAUUGACUCUCGACAGCAGAUGCAGAGUCGCCCUCAAGGCGCACAAUAUGCGCAUGCAUAUAGGCCGCCAAUGAAUCCGCACAUACCCUUGAGUGAGCCGACGGUUUCUGCCAGUCAAGGCCUAACUGUAGGUGCAGAGCUAUCCAAUCCAGCUUUGCCACUGCAUCAUGGAUCGCAACAGCAACCCACCUCUACUAUGCCACAGCAGAUAGUUCAAAUGAUGCAGCAACGUCAUUUUACCCCACAGCAGGCACAAAACUUAAUUCAGCAGCAGCAACAGCAGACUUUCAAUCAAAGGCUUCAACAACAAAACCCCCUUCUACCAGAACAGCAUCCAUCCAAUCCCACGAUGCCACAGCAGCAGCAACAGUCUGUUCCUCUGAUGCGACAGCAGUCAGCUAACAUCAUGUCAGCGCAACAAAGUCAAAAUGCAUCUAUGGUUCAGCCUCAAAGCACAGAGCCACAGCAAACUGAUGAGUGCACCCAACAAGAAAUAUUGACUAAGACUGCUCCCGAAAAAGGUGUGGCACCUACAACUCAACAGCCGGAAGCUGCUCCUACCUCAGAGAGUGUAGUUGAACAGCAUACUUCUGACGUGAAGCCUGGAGACCUCGGAGACAAAGAGCUGGAUGACCUGGCAGCUGUGAAGGCACUGGGUGAUGAAGAUGAUGACCUUGAAAAUUUAACUCUCGAUCCCAUUGAUGGAAAGGGUGGUGAGAGUGAUCUAGAUACUCAUCUGGAUGAUCUGUUGAUGAAGGGUGGAGAGUUUGAUCUGCUUGCCUACACAGACCCUGAGCUUGGAAUGACCGACAAGAGAGACAUGUUUAACGAACAACUUGGACUUGGAGACCCAGUUGAGGAAAAGGGUGGUGACUCUGGGAAUGGGGCGAUGAGUCUAGAUGACAAAGAAUGUGUGGAGUUGGUUGAGAAAGCCUGCAGUUCGUCAUCACUGUUGCCAGAUUCAGUAUCUUCUGUGGUAAAAGAAGAAGUUGUUCCAACUUGUAAAGAUGAUUGCAAGGAGAGUGACCCAAAGUUGAAUAGCAAAGAGUCUGAUUCCUCUGUUGUGACUUCAUGCACCAAUAAAAAUGAGACACAAAGUACAGUUUCAGCUGUUUCAUCUUCUGAUCCACUUGAGCAAACUGCAAAAUCGGUAAAUGUGCUCUCCAAAAAUAAGCAAGAUGAAACCGUGAUCACGAAACAGGAAUCGUCUUGUGGAAAUAAUAGUCCUGAAAACACAGCUACGCCAGUUGUAUCAGCAGCACUAGAUCAAACAAACAUCUCAACUAUUGUUUAUAGACAAUCUCAAGGAAGCACUCACUAUAAUACACCCCCACAACAAAUAUCUGAACUUGACAAGGUGCAUAUCGUAAAUAAAUCAAACCAGAUAUCAACAGUCUCUAAGCCACUUAACCCAAGUCCAACAUCCAGCUGUGUAGGAAUCAGGCAGCCAGUGAACAAUCAACACGACAUGGGAUCAUCACAAAUCCCUGUUGGCUCUCCAGCGAACGUGCACCAUAUGACGUUGAGUUCCAAGCCUUACCAACACAUGAACAUUACUCCUAUGAGCUGCACCUCCAACAGUCAUCAGAUUCCUGUGGGAUCUCCUGUGAGUGUGGCUCUGGGCUCACCGGCCCAUGGACAACAAAAAACUAUGGGAUCUCCAGUCCCAGGCCAGCAUCUACCUUCUGGGUCUCCAGCAUCUGGGCAACACUUGCCCAUGGGUUCCCCAGCACCUGGACAGCAUAUUACCAUGGGGUCACCUGCUCCAGGGCAGCACAUGACUGGCGGCUCGCCAGUUUCCAAUCAGCAUCUGCCAAUGGGAUCUCCUGCACAUGGACAGCACCUGCCGCUAGGGUCUCCCGUACACGGUCACCACAUGACUAUGGGGUCUCCUGCAAGCAUGGCGGUUGGCUCUCCUGCAGGUGCACACCUUGCAACUGUGGGUUCACCUGCCCCUGGUCAGCAGCGCUUGGCCAUGAACUCGCCUCAUCCGACAGUGGGAUCCCCACACUUCACUGUGGGUUCCCCUUCCAGCCAAAAACAGAUCAAUUUGCAGCAGCCAGGUGUAAACCCAGGCAUGAUUCCACAGGCCAAUUUUAAUCCAUCUCAUUCAUCAGGAAUGCCUCCUGCAAUGCCCCCAGGACACCAAGGCCCUUUCACGCCAUCCCACUCGCUGCCACCACCUUCUCAGAUGUCUUUACAAAAAGAGAAGUCUCUGCUGCUGGAUGAGCAGCCUCUUCUCCUGCAGGAUCUCGUAGAGCAGGAGAAAAAGGAACAGCAACGUCAGCAAAUGCAAGCCAUGCUGCAGCAACAACAGCAGCGUCAGCAGUCCAUCACAGGAUCCAUGUUUCCCAACAUUGACCUCGAUAAAUUCACUCCAGAUGACAUCACUGAUCCAAUAGCCAAAGCCAAGAUGGUGGCUCUGAAGGGCAUUAACAAAGUCAUGACACAGGGGGCCAUGGUAGUCCCAUCCAUUGCCAGGCCGCGCAUUCCUGUAAUGACACAACAGAUAAUGGGAAGCAGUGACCCUCCACCUUCAAGUGGACAGCAAAUAGAGGUUGGUGGGUCGAGUAUGAUGCAGAUGGCUCGACCAAAUCCACCAACAUUUGGAGCUGUUAUGACCGAUGCAGACGUUGGUCAGUAUAGGGAGUGGCUUCUGCACACCCAAGCCCUCCUUCAGAUGCAGCAGAAGUUUCUUGAAGAUCAGAUUGGCGCACACAGAAAGUCAAAGAAGGCUCUGUCUGCAAAACAGCGUACGGCCAAGAAAGCUGGGCGUGAAUUGGCAGAAAAAGAUGCAGAGCAGUUGAAAAAUGUCACUGAGCAGCAAAGUAUGGUGCAAAAACAGUUGGAACAGCUUCGUAAGCAGCAGAAGGAGCAUGCAGAGCUCAUUGAGGAGUUCCGCACAAAGCACCAGCAGGCACAUGCGUCAGGUGCUUCUAGUGCUGGGAUGAGUGGAGCUCUGCAGGGUCCCCCUAACAUGAUGCCGAUGGGACCUGGGCAGCAAGCCGGAAUGGGACCUCUUGGUCCUGGUCAACAGCCUGGAAUGAGACCGAUGAUGCCUGGGCAGCAGGCAAAUAUGAGGCCCAUGGGCUCAAUUCACCAGCAAGGAAUGAGCCCCAUGGGCCCUGGUUCACAACAAGGCAUGGCUGGCAUGGCUGCUGGUCUUCAACAAGGCAUGGGACCUAUGGGACUUGGAUACCAACAAGGCAUGAGGCACAUGCCACCUGGUCUUCAACAGAGCCUGAGGCACAUGGGCCCUGGUCAUCAGCAAGGCAUGAGGCAAAUGAUGCCAGGACAACAGCAAGCCAUGAUGUCACUUGGACCGAUGGGGCCGGGGCAACAGCUGAGCAUGAUGCUGUUGGGGCAGAUGGGUCCUGACCAACAGCAAGGAAUGAGAUUGAUAGGACCAGGGCAACAGCAAGGAAUGGGGUCACAGGGUCAGAUGGGUCCUGGGCAGCAGCAAAGUAUGAGGCUGUUGGGACCCGGUCCACAGCAGGGAAUGCCACCAAUGGGGCAAAUGGUUCCUGGUCAACAGCAAGUAAUUAGAAUGAUGGGUCCUGGGCAACAGCAAGGCUUAGGUUCAAUGGUACAGAUGGGGCCUGGCCAGCAGCAAGGCAUGGGGCAGAUGGGACCUGGGCAACAGCAAGGCAUGAGGCACAUGGGACCAGGGCAACAGCAAGGAAUGAGGCAGCUAAUAUCUGGACAACAGCAAGGCAUGAGGCCCAUGGGUCAGAUGGGCCCUGGCCAACACUUAGGAAUGAACCAGAUGAUGGGUGUUUCACAGCAGGGGAGUGGACAGUUUGGUCCAGGGCAGCAGCAAGGAAUGAGGCUCAUGGGCCCUGCACAACAACCCAUUGGUGCAAUGGGCCAAAUAGGACCUGGCCAGCAGCACACAAUGAGACAAAUGGGGCCUGGUCCACAGCAAGGAAUGGGGCCUGGGUCACAGCAUAAUGAAAUGGGACAAAAUCCAUCGUCCGUUCAUUUUCAGUCAAUGGGGGCAAUGGGAAAUCAACAAGUGACAGGGCAGAGGCAGCAUACAAGUGUAGGAGGUAUGGAGCCAGCAUUACCAAGUGGAGCUGAACAUCACAGUGCAAUGGAGUUUGCACUAAAGCAGGAGCAUAGCCCCAUUCAUCAGGGAGGUGUUGGGUCAAUGGGACCUGGACAGCAAACAAGUGCUGGGUCUGUGGAUGCCCGACAGCAAUUGAAUUUCGUCCAAGAACAUCAACAAGCUAUGAGUGGCAUUGGGAGAUUAAAGAAUGUCCCAUCAGAAACUGCUGGCUCUGAACUUCAACAAAACAUUGGGAUUUCUGAACAGCCUUUCAUGGGGCAUUCUCACCAAGAGAAGCAAAUAAACAUAAAAUCUUUGGGUCAAAAUAUCCAAACAGUAAAUGCAACUGGCAUUAAACCGAGUGCGGGUGGAACUUUUGGUCAAGGAUAUUCACAGAGUGUUCGACCAGGAUUUAGCUCUCGCUCAUCACCAAUUAUAUCUGGUCACUCGCCUCGACCUGGAUCAAAGACACCAGAAAAUGUAGGGCUAGGGUUUCAGUCAACAGUGACCACAGUUGCACCAAACGUUUCUGACACUAACCAGGCAGAUAGAGACCUCAAGAAGUUGGGAACCUCACCCAGAGCUGAAUACGAACUUCAGCAAUACGGCAACACCAAUACAUCUGUUCAUCAACCUGGUGCUGCUGGAACACAACAAAACGUGCAUUUUAAAACCAGCCAGCUACAAGCAAAUGCCCAAGCAUCUAGUAGUACAAUUUCUGAAAGUUGUGUACCCAGAGCUAAUCUAGAAAUUAAUAAAGACAAUGGAGGCCAAUCAAUGACAGAAAACAAGGCAUGUGCAGCAGGAAAGCAGAGCCCGGUGUCAGAAGUCUUGUCUAAACCACCAUACACAGAUGUGGCCGAUUGUCAGAAAGGUGAAAAAAGCAAUUCCUUACCAAAUGUAAUACCGACUUCGACACAAGCGAUAAAUCCUGCACCAAGUAAUAAGCAGCAGGGUUUUUCAGGCUCCUCACAAUCAAGAAAUAUGUUUCUGCAAUCGCACCCUGGUGUCCAGGCUGUACCGUCAGGCCAAGGCAAAAAUGAUGGGCACGUAACACCAGACCCUGUUCACACACCUGGCACUGGAGGUCAUAUGGCAGACUCGCCUAGCCGAGUGUCAAGCGAUGGUGCCACAAACCUAGGAUCAACAAAUCAAGAGCAGGCUGAUGAAUCAAAGCCCAUUGGCAUGAUGGUAUCAGGAACUGAAAAUAUGAAGACUGAAGCAUCUGCCAGCGAGGAAAGUCGAAGUGCAAGUGGAACAAAUUUUGACAAUAAUCCAUUUAGUGACACUUUCCAGGACCGUGAACGGAGGGAGAGGCUGAGGUUACAACAGGAGCAGCAACGCAUUCAACUUAUGCAGGAGGUUGAACGUCAUCGGGCCAUGCAGAAUUAUGAGGUUGAGUUUCAGAAACAGCCAAAUAUUGUGUCAAGUGCUCAAAGUGAAGUAACAGAUGGACCCUUAAGGCAUCAAGCAAUGUUGAGUGCAAUUCAAGUGCAGAGUAACCAACCGACUAUCCAUUUAGAGAGGGCACAACAACAGCAGCACCAGCAACGCUUUAUGGGACCUGGACACCUUGCUCAUGGCCAGAUGUCAAGACAACAACAACAUUUGAUGAUGGGAGUAAGGCCUGUUCAUGGUAAUACUUCUGUUGAUGGAAACCAGUCACAGAUGGCAAAAUGUUUUGGCCCAGAGACACUUGAUCAAGAAAGCAGGCUACAGCAACCUCCAGUACCACAAUCCCCAGUCCUUGCACAACCUCCAGGAUUUGUGAGCCCCACGCAUUCUGGGUCCGUUAAUUUCCCCCAGGGCCCUGAGAUGGUCCACCCUGGACAAGGUGGUAUAUAUCCAUAUCGCCCAGGGUUUCCUGGUAAUGGAGCAAUGUUCCAGCAGCAUGUUGGACCCUCUGGGCCCCGUGGUCCCCACCAGAGGCUGCCCUUCAACCCUGGGAUGGCAUUUCCUGGCCAGCCUCCAAGGCAGCCAGGGUUGAAUCAGCCUCAGCUUGGACAGGAGGUCGGCACAAUGCCUCUACCUCCAAAUUACCCUGGAGCCAGCACGUCACUCAUCCAGCUCUACUCCAACAUUAUCCCCGAGGAGAAGGGAAAGAAGAAGAGGAUGCGGAAAAAGAAAAAAGAGGAUGAUGCAUCCUCCACUCCCAUGUCACCAGGUACUCCGGGCAGCAACCCAAGCAUCCCAAGCACGCCCACAACCCCCAGCACACCUUUUGCAAAUGAAUUAGGUCAUGGGCCACAUCCUGGGACUCCUAUGGUACUCCAGUCACCAGGCUCGUCAGGGAUUGGGCCUCAUCAAAUGGUGCCGCAUUCCCCAGGUAGUCAUUACAGUCAUUCAUUAGGGAGGCCCAUGCCUGCUGGAAUUACCCGCAUGGUUCAUGAGCCAUUCAGUGCUCAAGACGGCAUGCAUCAUCUGCAACUGAAGCCUGAACAAAUGGAAUUGGGAAGUUGUGGCGGAGCACAGAGGCCCAUGGGCAUGAUGACGGGAGCUACUGGCAUGUCCCUCACACAGUUCGGAGCAGUGAGAGCGCAUCACCUGGGGGGUGGGCCACAUCACAACCUGGCAGACUCCGGACACAUGGUCUCAGGGCCACUUGCUCCUCCCCAUAGCCCGAUCCGCUCCAUGUCCACUGUCGAUUCGUCCAUGGUAGAGACAAAGUCCGAAUCUGGCAACGAAUUGCUCAAGAAGCUGCUGCAGGCACGGCACGUGAGGCUGCAGAAUGUACACGCUCAGUACCAGCUGCCCAUGGCUGGAGAGGUUCCUGCAGCGUCAGAAGGAGGAGGUCUGCUACCUCAGCAGUUGCCUGUGGACAGGAAGGAGGAAGGCAAGCCAUCUAUGGCUGUCGGAAUGCCCCCUGCCAGGCACCACGUGCAGCCCAGGAAACUGGAUGUCGAUCACAAACCUGACAGCAUGAUUCCUGGGAAACUGGAGCCAUCGGUGGCGAGCUCCCAGCCAGUUGGGUCUGCCAACUACCCUCCGCAAAUGGGCUGCGCCCAUGAAGGCAUGGAGAGGAAGAGGGAAGUGAAAGGCAAUGCAGAGUGGAGGAGGGAUGGCAGAGAGGAUGUAGACACGGAGCCUGACCCCUCCUGCCCAGAGCAGCGCAUGCGGAAGGUGCCCAAGGGUGUGGGCAAGGGGGCGACACGCAAGAAGCGCAAAAAGGAGGAGGAGGAGAAGUGGAAGCCAUACACGAGCACAGAUGCCCUGAUGUCUCAGCUCAAGCAGCAACUGGCCUUGCUGCCACUGAUUGAGCCAACCAUCAAGGUGAACCUGGGGCUCUUUCCACCCCAUGGCUCGAACCGGCUCAAUGGCGACAGCCAGCUAAAGGGCUCCUUCGGGAGCGCUGUUCUGGAUGGCGUGCCAGACUAUUACACGGAGCUCAUAUUCAAGCAGACGAAUCUGAGUAAUCCCCCCACACCGCCUGCCUCGCUGCCUCCUACUCCGCCUCCACCUGGCACGCGCCAGAAGCUUCUCAAUGGCUUCGCCACUGCGGAGGAGCUGACCGGGAAGUGCUUGGAACCGCGUCGGCCGCCUCAGGCAUUCCCUUUCCCCUACGUGGACGGCUUUGGACAAAUGACUCCGCAGGGCCCACGCGCGGUGGACGUCCCCGCGUCACUGCCCACGCCGCCCCACAACGGCCAGGAGGACGUCAGUCGUCCCCAGGAGGCCCCGGGGGAGCGCGAGUCUCCCGAUAGCAUCAUCUUCACGUCGUCCCCGGAGAGCGUGACGGGCACGGAGCCGCCACGUUUCCCUGUGAUGGACGAGCGUCCCGACACUUCCGCCUCCCCCGUCAUCCCGCUGUUGCCCAGCGCCGGCACUGCACUGGGGAGGAGCGUGAGAGGAGGGACUUUGACUUCCGCACAGCCUCAGCCGUACAACAGCAAUGACCACGUCUCCGUCACGCUCACCCUGUCCACCAACGCUGCUGAUGACAUAAAUAGAGUGGUGUCGGCUGUGGCACACUUGCUGCGUGUCGCGGUGCCCAACAGCUACGAGUACAGCGACUGUCCCGUACAGCGACUACCCACGCACCCACUCCUGGGCACCAUGCAUCCUGGCCAGCACACCGAGCAUGCCGCCCCGGGCCGCAUGGUGGGUGGGAAGCCAGCCGGCAUGCAGGCACAGCUGCAGAAAUUGCAGCAGCAGCAACGGCAGCAGGCACAGCAGCAGCAUGCGCAGCAGCAGCACGUGCAGCAUCAGCAGUCGCAGCAGCAGCAGGUGCAGCUGGCGCAGCAGCAGGCACGCAGGCAGUGGUGCCGCCACUGCGAUGUGGUGGUGCUGGGCUCGGGUGUGCGUGUACGAGCAGCUGACCUCCCCUUCUCUGUCAAGGGCUCCACCAGUGUUUUUGAAACCUCCAACCAAGAGAUCGUGUUCUGCAGCAGCAACUGCUACUCACAGUAUGCAGCAGCCCUGCAGGCCUCCCUCAGCCAGGCCAAGGAGAGCCCUCGCGUGAGAAUAGGCGAUCCGGUGACCGAUGAGAAGGACAGGCUCAGAGCGGCACCACAAACGUUUGGGCCCCACACGCCAGGGAGAGGUCCCAAUGCCCGCCACCAGCCGGGGCCCACACAGCAGCCUGUGACCCAGCCCGGCACAGCGCCAGCGUCACAGCAGCCCCCGGACGGAGCACAGGCACCACCCGGGCAACCCCCCCAGCCGUACCAGCGUGGGGAGAUGUGCCUGGACGUGCGGACGCUGCCCAAAUACCCGGAACCCGACCGCGAGCCCGGCCUCCAUGUUCCAGUUCAAGUUGCGGCGCCGGAUUCGCAGCCGUCGGCGCCGUUGGAUGGUGGCGUGAAGCUCGAGAUGAAGGAGGCGGAGGGUUUGGCGGCAGCGUCGUCGGUGUCGGCACCCAGGUCGAACGUCCACAGCAAGAGCCACAAGCCCCGUGCGCCACGCGCAGUGCACGCAGCCGACAUGCCGGAGGAGCCCAGGUUGGCCUGCUCGCCCGCACGGCCGCCCAUGAGCUCCCCGCCACGUGCACCCCCCCGCCCCAUCAUCGUGCAGCCGCCCGCCUGCAAGAAGUGGAAGGGCGUCCGCUGGAAGAAGUGGCGGUUGCAGGUGACGGUGCUCUCUCACAGCGGGGUUUUGCGCCCACCAAGCGAGGAUGAGAUUGAGGAACUAAUGCGCAAGCUGGGUACGUCGUUGCGGCCCGAGCCGGCGCCCCCAGACAUGCGCAGCUGCUCCUUCUGCCACUUGCAGGGCGACGGUGCCACUGACGGCCCCGCCCGCCUGCUCAACCUCGACCUCGACAUCUGGGUCCACCUGAACUGUGCCCUGUGGUCCAGCGAGGUGUACGAGACACAGGCCGGCGCCCUCAUCAACGUGGAGGGCGCGCGCCGCCGAGGCCUCGGAACAAAGUGCGGUGCCUGCCUGCGCAUGGGAGCCACCACCAGCUGCAACCGGCCGCGCUGCCCCAACGUCUACCACUUUGCGUGCGCUCUGCGCAUGCGCUGCAUGUUCUUCAAGGACAAGACGGUGCUGUGCCCCGCGCAUCGGCCGCGCAGCUCCACCGGGCAGGAGCUGGGCUGCUUCGCCGUGUUGCGCCGCGUCUAUGUGCAGCGCGACGAGGUGCGGCAGCUUGCCAGCCUGGUGCGGCGCGGCCCGAUGGGCGGCGGCACGUUCCGCGUGGGCAGCCUCCUCUUCCACGCGCUGGGUCAGAUCCUGCCGGGCCAGGCCUCCUCACCGUACUUCCACAGCCGCACGGCGCUCUACCCCAUCGGUUACCAGGCCACGCGUCUCUACUGGAGCACGCGGUACACCAACAAGCGCUGCCGCUACCUAUGCUCCGUGAGCGAAGCGGAGGGGCGACCGCAGUUCACGGUGCGCAUCGUGGAGCAGGGCCACGAGGAUCUGGUGCACGCCGCCUCCACGCCGCAGGGGGUGUGGGACAAGAUCCUGGAGCCUGUGGUGCGGCUGCGUAAGGGCGCCGAGAUGCUGCGUCUGUUCCCCGACUACAUGCGAGGGGAGGAGAUGUUUGGCCUCACCGUGCAGGCUGUACUCCGCAUCACCGAGUCGCUGCCCGGCGUCGAGUGCUGCCAGAACUACAUGUUCCGCUAUGGGCGCCACCCGCUCAUGGAGCUGCCCCUGGCCGUGAAUCCCUCGGGCUGCGCGCGCACCGAGCCUCGUCUGCGCUCCCACUUCAAGAGGCCUCACACCCUGAAUAGCAGCAGCAACUCCAAGUCGUUCCAGAGCACGAUGUCUGGCGAGCUCUCCGCCCCCUACAGCAAGCAGUUUGUCUACUCCAAAUCGUCGCAGUACCGCCGCAUGAAGACCGAGUGGAAGAUCAACGUGUACCUUGCUCGCUCCCGUAUCCAGGGCCUGGGACUCUACGCAUCAAGGGACAUAGAAAAGCACACGAUGGUGAUCGAGUACAUCGGGGAGAUAAUUCGUAACGAGGUCGCCAACCGGCACGAGAAGCUAUACGAGUCCACGAACCGUGGUGUUUACAUGUUCCGGUUGGACAGUGAGCAUGUGAUCGACGCUACUAUAACAGGAGGGCCUGCCAGAUACAUAAACCAUUCGUGUGCUCCCAACUGUGUGGCCGAAUUGGUGACAUUUGACCGGGAGAACAAGAUCAUCAUCUCUUCCUGCCGGCGCAUUCAGAAGGGCGAAGAGCUGACCUACGACUACCUGUUUGACUUCGAGGAUGACCAGAACAAAAUCCCAUGUCACUGCGGGGCCAUCAACUGCCGUAAGUGGAUGAAUUGAUGUGGCGGCAGCAGACCCAGGUUGCCGGAAUGGUCAGCGUCUCGCUAAUGACGGACCCUUUUAAGCCGGACACGUUUUUUUCUGUCAUUGUUUUUUUUGCCCCAAGAUGCAGAACCAUCUGCAGACCUUUAUAGAAUUCUCCCAAAUAUUGAGGAAGUCUAGUUGAAAUUUAUUAGCUUUUCGAUGUGCAGCGGAAAGUCCCUAAGCAGAGAUUUUAUAUUGAAAAUAAUAAGAGCAGCCUGCUUACCAAAUGUUCUCCACCUUUAAGGUGUAAAAAAAAAAAUUGGGCAAGUCAAAAGGGAUUUUAAGAGCAAAGAAAAUCUCACAGACUGAAGAAUGUACUAAGGGACUACUUGCACUAAAUCGACCUAGCUUCUUGCUCAUCAGUUUCCACUUGGCUUCAGUUUUGUAAUGAAAGACGUUAUAGCAAGCUUAUUUAUAUUCACAGGCAGGGAUUCGCGUGGAGAGUUAAUACAAGUGACAGUGGGGUGCUGUUUCUGACAAAACGUAAAAAAGAGAAAAAUCAUUAUAGAGUUUAUCAUGUACAAAGUACUGUAAAUAUCAUGUGUGUAAAGCAGGAAAUGGGCGUGGGAUCGAAUCGACCAAACGUGCUUACCUGGCUCAGCUAAGAGUACUGGUGGGGACAGGUGCGCUGGGGUGGGUCGGUUUGUGGCUGUUACUGUGAAUUUACUAGAGGUGGCUCUGUAACAGGUUUUAAUAAACUAUUUUUCCAUGUGUAUGUUGUAGGUAGUUGUGUCUGAGAAGCUUGCCAUGACAUUUUUCUGACCUUAGUUUUAGGCUCAUUGGAAUGCUAACACCACUAUUGUGCAAGGGUGUGCGUGUGCAUAUUCCUUUAGGUUAUACUGGAUUGUUUUUCUGUCUUGCUGUAGUUAUGUGUUUGUCUUUUUAUUUGCUUUCAAUGGAUAAUUUGGAAAUUGUUUUGCAUAACAUAUUUUGCUGUUUGCUGUUAAGCAGAAUUGAAAAAUUGUGUGUAUAACUGUUUAAGUGCUAGCAGUGGACUGUAUACAGUAAUUACAUGCCUUUUUCACAGAAAUUGAAUGUAUAUGGCAUGUUUUAUUUUGUACUGGACAAUGGAAUUCAAUGUACAUAGUUGUCUGUAUUAAAAUGUUUAACCCUGGGGUUUUCCUGUACAGAAUGGUGAUAUAUCACUCGUCCAGUGGGUAUCGCUGGUUGUUGCCAUGUAUGUAUGGAAUCAUGUCUAAAACUCUACUGAAGAGGUUCUUGACUGUGUGAAAGAAAUAAAGCAGUGAUUAUUAAAUAA
Molecule: messenger RNA, 19452 nt
Organism: Petromyzon marinus (sea lamprey)
Lineage: Eukaryota; Metazoa; Chordata; Hyperoartia; Petromyzontiformes; Petromyzontidae
Gene: KMT2C
Product: lysine methyltransferase 2C
Biological process (GO): positive regulation of transcription by RNA polymerase II
Cellular component (GO): MLL3/4 complex; nucleus
Molecular function (GO): histone H3K4 methyltransferase activity; protein binding; transcription coactivator activity
Source: RefSeq, a predicted model, not a curated record